Messenger RNA from Brassica rapa (field mustard), 1258 nucleotides. RefSeq names its product early nodulin-like protein 1. Lineage: Eukaryota; Viridiplantae; Streptophyta; Magnoliopsida; Brassicales; Brassicaceae. The record is from RefSeq and is a predicted model, not a curated record.
UAAAAACACUUCUCAAAACUUUUCAAAUCUUCUCCAUUUCUUCAACACAGACGACACACAUAAAAGUAGAACAGACAGAGCCACUCACUGCACACUUCUCAAAAUACUCCUCUUUCUAGUAUCUCUCUCUGUCUCUUUUAUUUUUCUUCUCCCUAAGCUCCAUAGGCACACUAAACCUCUCUUUUGACCUACUGUGAGUGAGUGAGAGAGAGGCCUGCAAAGAUAAAAAGGGCAGACAUCACUGAAGCUCUUUACUUCUUUUUUUUAUUCACAAUCUCUUAACCUAAGCUUCUCCUCAUUUCAAGCAAAAAAUGGUUUCAUCUCAGCAACGUCUCUCUUUCUCCUCCUCAAAACUGGUCUUCUUCUUCUGCAUCCUCUCUCUCUUCUCUCGUCCUUCUCUCUCCGCCUCAUUUCUCGUCGACGGUGUCUCUGUCUGGAAGACUCCCGUUGUUCAUGUCGGCGACUCCGUUAUUUUCAGACAUAAGUACGGAAACGAUCUAUACAUCUUCAGGACAAAAGAUGCAUUCAAUGUCUGCGACUUUACUCAAGCUACUCUUCUUACAAAAUCUAACUCCACCUCCUUCACGUGGUACCCAUCAAGACCAGGCUCCUACUACUUUUCCUUCACAAACAACACAUCUCUUCCCAAAACCUGCCAACUCAGCCAGAAGCUCACAGUCCAAGUCCUCCUCGCAGCCGCAUCUUGGCCCUCGCAGCCACCAACACCAGCUAUUGCUCCUGGUCCAGUCUCGGAAGGAGGAGAUGUCUCAUCUUCUCCUUCUUACCCAUGGCCACUAGGUCCAAGAGAAGGUUCAGCUUUAUCUCCAGGACCAUCUCCUUCAGAGAUCACAUCAGUGACGGUUCCUGGAAAAGAUGGUGUUCCGUUUAUCAACAGUAAUCCGGCUGUUCCACUACCCACCGGAGAAGUCGACUCUACUUCCAUUAACCCUCUACCCACUUCAACAAACUCAGCACAUCAGGUAAUGAUGACAGUAACGGUGAAGCUAGUUCUGUGUUGUGUAGCCAUGUUUCUUCUCCUGUAGAGAGAGUAUUUAGUAGCUUUUUCAAUGGAUGGAAUGAUUACGUUUUCUCAUCUUAUAUGCUAAUUACAACUUAACUUUGAUCUCGUAAUCAUUCAUUUAUUCAUUCUCCCUUUUGCUUUUCUCUUAUGGUUAGGAUGUCUUAUUGUUAGAAUGUUAGGUCGCUUAUAUUUUGUAAUGUGCAUCUUUUAUAAAGUAAUGUGGCUUCUUUCUAAUGU